Molecule: messenger RNA, 1389 nt
Organism: Brugia pahangi
Lineage: Eukaryota; Metazoa; Nematoda; Chromadorea; Rhabditida; Onchocercidae
Source: the annotation of a GenBank genome assembly
AUGGGAUCUGUAGAGGACGUAAAAACCGAACUACGCAAUGGCAUAUGUUUACCGGAAACAUCGCUGGUCUCAGAAGUGAUCGUUCGUACUCGAGGUCUUCCCUGGCAAGCAACCGAUCAUGAUAUAGCACAAUUUUUCAUCGGUUUGAAUAUUGCCGCUGGCGGAGUAGCACUUUGCCUCAGUCCGGAAGGUCGACGCAAUGGUGAGGCUCUUGUAAGAUUUGAAGAUUCCGAGCAACGUGAAUUAGCCCUCAAAAGGCAUCGACAUUUCCUACACAACCGUUACAUUGAAGUGUAUCGCGCUACAGGAAGCGAUUUCCUACAAGUUGCUGCAGGCUCAAACUCAGAAGCAGUGCGUUUUGUAAGCCGCGGUAGCACAGGUGCCAUGAUUGUUCGUAUGCGGGGUCUUCCUUAUGACUGCACCGAAGCGCAAAUUCUUGAAUUUUUCGCGGAAGGUGAAAAUGGUUGUAAAGUAACAGAUGGCGGUAUAUUAUUUGUGAAUAAGAGCGAUGGUCGGCCAACCGGUGAUGCUUUUGUAAUGUUUGAUAAUGAGGAAGCUGGUCAAAAGGCGCUUACCAAGCAUAAACGUACCAUUGGCACUCGAUAUAUUGAACUUUUCAGAUCAACUCAAGCAGAAGUGCAACAAGUGGUUAAUCGAAAUUUGGAAAGUGAUCAACGUAUGAUGGUUCAUGGAAGUAGUAGGAAGGACUGCAUCAGAUUAAGGGGCCUUCCCUACGAAGCUCAUGUAGAAAAUAUUGUCGAAUUUCUGGGCGAAACCGCACGACACAUCAUGUUUCAGAUGGAUUCGGAGAUGAGUGCAGCAACCGCUGCUGCAUUAGCUCAUAACAAGUAUAUGCAAAUAGGGAAGAAACAGCGCUACAUUGAAGUGUUCCAGUGCAGUCCGGAAGAUAUAAAUUUGGUUCUGACAAACCCACCAUUACCACCGCAAUUCAUUCUGCAGCCAAGACCGCUCUUCCCACAACGCAAGUCAUUUGGACUUGAACUUGAACUAAAACUUACAAUAUGCACUACUAGUAAAACUGUUCAAAGUUUGGUACCAGCAAUAGUACCACCAUUUACACCGUUGUACUGGCCAUGUCUUAGUCCACCGGCGUCACCAUGUAUUUACCCGUUGCAGUCGCAACCUGGUCUAGUUUUGGUUACCGGACUUUGUCCAAAUAUUACACCACAAGAUAUUUUGGCAUAUUUUCAAACCAAUCCAGAGAUAGCUAUUGAAAGUGUUCAAAUGUUGCGAUGGGGAACGGCACAAUAUUCCGGCGAAGCACUGGUGCGCUUCCGCUCACGAAUGGAUGCGGAGCGAGCGUUGGCAGAGCAUGUUGGAGCUCCACUUGGUACCAUACCACUGAAUCUUUCACUUAUACAUACCUGA